Trichoderma virens Gv29-8 is the source of this 1439-nucleotide messenger RNA. RefSeq lists its product as uncharacterized. Lineage: Eukaryota; Fungi; Ascomycota; Sordariomycetes; Hypocreales; Hypocreaceae. Bases 99 to 950 code for a protein of 283 amino acids. Gene Ontology annotation, molecular function: voltage-gated monoatomic anion channel activity. Gene Ontology annotation, biological process: monoatomic anion transmembrane transport. The record is from RefSeq and is a predicted model, not a curated record. Gene Ontology annotation, cellular component: mitochondrial outer membrane. The transcript is spliced from 5 exons.
CUGGUUGAUCCUAUUAGCACACCGCAAUCAUCCUCCCUUUCACCUCGUCUGAAGCUCAUCUCUGAAUCCUCUCUUCUCUCCUCUCCCAAACCGCCAAAAUGUCUAUCCCCGCCUUCUCCGACAUUGCCAAGCCGGCCAACGACCUCCUCAACAAGGACUUCUACCACCUGUCCGCCACCACCUUCGAGUUCAAGGACACUGCCCCCAAUGGCGUUGCCUUCAAGGUGACCGGCAAGUCCAGCCACGAGAAGGCCACCUCUGCUGCUAUUGAGGGAAAAUACACCGACAAGCCUACUGGCCUGACCCUGACCCAGACCUGGAACACCGCCAACGCCCUCGACACCAAGAUUGAGGUCAGCGACUCCCUGGCCAAGGGCCUCAAGCUCGAGGGUCUCUUCAACUUCCUGCCCGCCAGCUCCGCCAAGGGCGCCAAGUUCAACCUGCUCUUCAAGCAGCCCGGCUUCCACGGCCGUGCCUUCUUCGACCUCCUCAAGGGCCCCACCGCCAACGUCGAUGCCGUCGUCGGCCACGAGGGCUUCCUGGCCGGUGCCAGCGCUGGCUAUGAUGUCAACAAGGCUGCCCUGACCGGCUACAGCGCCGCCGUCGGCUACGUCGCCCCCCAGUACAGCGCUGCCAUCACCGCCACCGACAACCUGAGCGUCUUCGCCGCUUCCUACUACCACAAGGUCAACAGCCAGGUUGAGGCCGGUGCCAAGGCCACCUGGAACUCCAAGACCAGCAACACUGUCGGCCUCGAGGUCGCCAGCAAGUACCGCAUUGACCCCGUCUCCUUCGCCAAGGUCAAGAUCAACGACCGUGGUAUUGCCGCCCUUGCCUACAACGUCCUCCUCCGUGAGGGUGUCACCCUGGGUCUUGGUGGCUCUUUCGAUACCCAGAAGCUCGACCAGGCUACCCACAAGCUCGGUGCCAGCUUCACCUUCGAGGGUUAAGCCUCGGAAACCCCUUAGUACUACCCUGUCGUCAUUAACAUCCCAUAUGCAUACGUUGUGCGUAUGAGAUGUCAGUGAACGAGGUUGGCUUGGUUGCUUUUUGCGCAACUGCGUCUCCAUUCAGAAGCCCCCCCCUUUGGAAGUUUUUGAAAAAUAAAACGAAAAGAGGGACUUCUUACGAUUUGAUCUCGGGUGGUAGAUAGAUGCCUUUUUCUCUUUCCGAGCAACCGGGUAUUGAACAACCAAAAAAAGAAUAAAGAAUAUUUUGCGCAAGUGAACAAACACGGUUGCUGUCUGUCUGUCUGUCUGCUGGUCGAUGUUAUGUUUAUGUUUGUGAUGUCUUCUUUUCUUUCCCCCCCUUCUCUCUUUGGUGUUUAAAAGCAUGGCUGCAAAUAUCUGUAUAUUAGCAUACGCUCGUUCUCCGUACCGCAGUCGUAUAUGUACUUUAAUGCGCAAUGACUUCGUGAAUGAUGAGAUGAAAUAGCGAUU